Messenger RNA from Fusarium sp. VM40, 1743 nucleotides. The record is from the annotation of a GenBank genome assembly. NCBI's taxonomy places the organism in Eukaryota, Fungi, Ascomycota, Sordariomycetes, Hypocreales, Nectriaceae.
AUGGGUUCGGGCUCGUUUAAGAGCCCGACGCAAGACAAUGAUUGGCUGUUUUGCGCCCGCGUUAUCGGUUUCGCAUUCGAAAAGCAAAUUGAUUGGUCGGUUGGUUUCAGUCACGAUGGCGGUUUGGAUCUAACACUUGGUUAUUUAAACAUCUUCACUCUGCCCCCUUUCGACAUCUUUACUGCAACACACCAUCUCGACAUCAUGCCUGGAAGCAAUCUGGAAAAGAUGGACGGAAUACGACCUGGAAGCCAGCGAACGCUCACUCCUUCCGACAACGGCAGUGAUGCUGCGAAGCCUCGCGAUGAGGAGACUACCAAGGAAGCCGCUGAAUCGCAGGAUCCUAACGCGGUGGGAUGGGAUGGACCAGAUGAUCCUGAGAAUCCCAUGAAUUGGCCGGCCAAGAAGAAGUGGUCUUGUAUAGGCGCUUUGUCGGUCAUGACUCUCUUGACACCACUCGGCUCCUCCAUGUUCGCCCCAGGCGUCCCAGACAUCAUGCGCGAAUUCGAAACCGGCAACCGCAACAUCGCCACCUUCGUCGUCUCCGUUUACGUUCUCGGCUUCGCCUUCGGCCCUCUGCUCGCCGCACCGCUCAGCGAGAUCUACGGCCGCGCCAUCGUCUUCAACGUCGCCAACGUGCUCUUCCUCAUCAUGACCAUCGCCACGGCCCUCAGCACCAAUAUGCCCAUGCUUAUCGUCUUCCGCUUCCUCAUGGGCUUCACCGGCUCGACGCCUGUUACGAACGGCAGUGGCACCAUCUCGGAUAUCUUCCCUGUGCAGGAGAGGGGCAAGGCGAUGGCUGUUUGGGCCAUGGGGCCUUUGCUGGGGCCGUGUAUUGGUCCUUUGGCUGGUGGUUACAUGGUCGAGGCUAUUGGGUGGCGAUGGGUGUUUUGGCUGAUCGCUAUUCUUACUGGCUUCAUAGGAGUGCUUUGCUACUUCGCCGCACCCGAGACAUACGGUCCUACGCUCCUCCGCCGAAAAACGAAGAAACUCCAGAAAGAGACCGGAAACCAGGAUCUAUACUCUGUUCUCGACAUGGACGGCCUCACAGCCAAACAACGCCUCAGCCACGCCUGCAUCCGCCCAAUGAAGAUGCUCUUCACCCAACCUCCCGUCUUCAUCCUCUCGCUCUACGUCGCCGUCGUCUACGGCGUGCUGUAUCUCAUGUUCAGCACCUUCACCUUUGUCUUCGCGCAGCAGUACGGCUUCGGGACAGGCACCAUCGGCUUGGCGUAUCUUCCCACGGGCAUCGGCAUGCUCCUCGGUACUAUCACGUUUGGAAUCAUGACGGAUGUGGUGAUCAAGAAGAAGAUUGCGCAGAACGGGAAGACGGUCCCCGAGGAUCGGUUGCCGAUUUGGAUGACCUUGCCGUCUGGUCUGCUUAUCGUGGGCGCAUUGUUCUGGUAUGGCUGGUCAGCCGAUCAGCACACGCACUGGAUCGUACCCAUGAUUGGCGUUGCGCUCUUCUGCUUCGGUCUCAUGGGCAUCAUGAUGUGUCUGCAAACAUAUCUCGUCGACGCCUACAUCACCUACGCAGCCUCAGUCGUCGCCGCAAUGACAGUCCUCCGAUCCCUGGCCGGCGCUAUACUUCCGUUGGCUGGCUUGUCCAUGUACGAUGAUUUGGGUCUCGGAUGGGGAAACAGCGUGUUGGCGUUUUUGGCUCUGGUUCUUGUGCCGGUGCCAGUUAUCUUCUGUCUUUACGGGCCUAAGAUUCGGGCGAAGAGUCCGAAUAACCUUGGUUAG